Porites evermanni is the source of this 8461-nucleotide messenger RNA. The record is from the annotation of a GenBank genome assembly. Lineage: Eukaryota; Metazoa; Cnidaria; Anthozoa; Scleractinia; Poritidae.
GUGUCAACUAAGUAUGGAGAUAUCGAGGGUCUCGUGACUUCGUAUCCGAAUGCCUCUGGUCCGUUCAAAUCUGUCAGCAAAUUUCUUGGCGUUCCUUUCGCCGCUCCACCAACUGGAGAGCUGAGGUUUAAAGCACCACAGCCGCCAAAAAAGUGGAAACCAAAGGUUUAUUCGGCUAAAACCCAUGGAAGCGUCUGCUUACAGUUCAAACUUUUCGAAAACUCAAUCAAGCCUUUUACUUCAAAUUUCACUUUCAGCGAGGAUUGCUUAUAUCUUGAUGUCUACAGCCCGAACAUCAGCCUCAGUUUGCCAGUGAUGGUUUACAUUCACGGUGGAGGUUACGUUUUAGGAACAGCGAUCACUUCUCCUAGCGAUAUCUUGGCUCUCCAGGGGGUGGUGGUGGUCAUAAUCCAGUAUCGUCUAGGUCCCUUUGGUUUCUUGACGACUGGUGAUUCGGCGGCGCCUGGUAACUAUGGGAUGUUGGAUCAAGUGGAAGCACUGAAGUGGGUCAAAGAAAACAUUGAGAACUUUGGCGGGAAUCCCAGCAAAGUGACCAUAUUUGGAGAGAGCGCUGGAGGAUCCAGCGUGGGACUCCAUCUUCUAUCGCCUCUAUCUCGUGAUCUCUUUCAUCAAGCCAUUCCAGAGAGCGGUGUAGAUUUAAGUCCCUUUGCGAUUCAGCCAACGUCUUUUGGUCUCCGUUUCACUAAAGAGCUUGCACAAAAACUGAAUUGUGGUUCCAGUGACCAUUAUGCAAUGGUUUCUUGUAUGCGCAGUAAAACAGCGUCCGACAUGCAAAAAUGAAAAAGAAAAACUAAUGAAAAGGUCACUAAGAAUACAGCCUUGCCCUUCGGCUUAGUUUUAAGGUGACUUGUCAACUGACUCUUAACAUGACUAAAUUCUGUGGAGUUCCAAAUAUGGUGUGGUAUCGCAAUGAAAACAUUUGCCAGUGCUGUCUUGGAAGGUACCUGAUUGUGUCUACUUUCUGCUCAAUCUGUGCUUUAUACUCAGUUGUGACUACAUUUUUAUUUUGUAAAACUAUAAUUGUUCAAAAAGAAGCGACUUUAAAACAUUUAGCCAUAAAAAAUUGCGAGAAAAAACUUUUCUUGAAAACAUUUUUUAAAAAAAGUUUAAAAACAUACUACGUUGUUUCGACGUUCUCAGCUGUCAUUAUCAAGUAAAAAAUGCAGUAUCAUAUGAAUCUUCUAUAAAUGCAAGAAAAACAGUAGCUCAUUAAAAAGAAAAGUAGCAUAUAAAAAAUAUGGUACAAGUUUUAAAACAGAGCGUUUAGUACUGAUUGAGUCACUCUGAGUGUUAAGUCUAGGCCUCAGUUCAGUUUGAUGAAUAGGAUUUACGAGGCAGUCAAAUUUGCCGUGGCAGUUAUCAAGAACGCGAAAUUGACCCUCACUAAGAAGAUGUAUGUCACCAUGCGCUUCUAAAAAAUGUUUACUGGGCUUAAGACCUUGCUUCGCAUUGUGUAUUCAUUUAUUUUAGUCAAUUACAAGUGCAUAUAGGAUUAGGUCUGUUCCCCAAUCUCUCUCGGUGGGAAGUAGACCAUGACGUAAUCCAAAUGAACUUAAUAAAGGCAACUGUUUUUGGAAAGGUAUCAGAUCUGGCAGUCUUGAAUUUGUUGUGAUUUUACUUUAUUAGCAUUUACUUGUCUUUUUAGCUUAUAUCUGCUUAUUGCUCUGAGCUCAGGAAAGUAAAGUUAAACUUCUCUGAAAGUCGGCAACAGUCAUUAUGUUAUUUUCCCGUACUCACGGCAAUUUAAAAUCCAACACCAUAUAUCUGAUUCAAUGAACUGAAGUUGGGCAAUUGUGCACUGGGAAGCUACUGUUUGAUUCGCUGAUACACGAGGGAGAGCAGCGGUAUAAACCAUAUAUAGUCGGCGAUCCCUGGAUGGUGUCCCUGCUUAACAUAGCUCUGUGACCCCCCCUUUGAAAAAUCCUGGCUACGCCCCUGCUUUUAAAGUUAUAUAACAGACUGAUGUAUUUAUUGUGUCUUGUUCAUUUUGCUUUGCUAAUACUCUUGUUCUGAACAUUAUGCCCAUUCCUGUUUUAUUGAUGUUCAGGUUAUUCAAACGCUUUUUCGAUUUUUAUUACAGAAGCUCAAAAAUUGGUAACCCACCUUCCUGCCUACGGACACUUUUAUCAAAUGCAUUCCCUCGUUUUCUUUCGAAAAAUUUUAAGAUCCCCCACCAAGCCUAGCUAACGAGGAAACCAACUCAAUUUGCAUGAAUUAAUCUCCAUAUCUUUAGCUAAAUCUUGUCGAGGUGAGUUACAUUAAUCGGAUUUUUAAGUACCCAUUAAUUGUGAUAUGGCAUGCGCAAUGACCCGUAAUCCCGCUCGGUAACAAUAUCUUUAACCAGGAGCCUAUAACUUGCUUUAGCCUUAGGUCAUUUAGUGACUCACUAGACUGUUCACAGUCCCUAUUUUUUCGCCGAGAUCGUUGAGAUAUAGCGCGUCUUACCGUUAAUGACGGCCAUCUUGAUUUUCAAAUAUACCGAGGGGGCGGACGUCGGGAAUUAUAGCUCUGGGGGGGUGGGCGAGAACCUCUAUUUUUCUCGCUUCCUCCCAAAACGCCCCCUGCCCCCUAAGUAGUUUUGACACUCAUGCAAGAUGUAGCCCGAAACGCAAAGCGCUCGAUCUCGACGAUCUUACGGAAAAAUAGAGGACUGUGAACAGUCUAGUGACUCACAGGCUAGAGGUAGGUUUUGUUGACGCCUAUCAUGUAUGGUCUCAUGUAUUCUGAAAUGAACUGUCGAGCAAAAGUCGAACGUAAUUCUUUUAAGUUCAGAUGGAAGAGCGGGAACUUUUGGAAUGAAUUGAUAACGACGAAGUCAGGUACUCAGCGUUUAGCUUUUAUCAGUUGCAUCCGAUCUUUCAUGAAGUACAAUAAAAACUGCCAACUCCUGAAAGACUCACUCUGACCAGCAGAGCAUGGCCGGACAAUAUCAAUUUAAUCCCUUUGUCUUUUUUAGAGUGAGAAAAGAGAUCCACAAUUUUGUCAUUAAAAGAAACCAUUUAGAAUUCAUAGUUUAUUAUUAAUAUAGUUAUUUUUCGUAUAACCUUUCUUGAAAGCCUACUUUUAAGAAAUUUCUUCACAUGACUUCAGGCCACUGAUUGAAAGCCUGUUAGGUGAUGGGCUCCUGGUCUCCCUAUAUUUUGUUUGUGUAAAAUUCCGUACUUAUUACACUCUUCUUUAUGACGUCUGCAUUGCGUGAUGUCAUUUGACUUAACCUUCAUUUGGCCAUAAAGUGCCAACAAGUGAAACUGAAUAUCCAUCUUCACAAGAAGAAGUAGUGGAAGAUGCUAUUAGCGACGUUAUUUAUUUUCUGUUCCUGUUGGUAUGAUGUUCGAUCCGAAAACAGGUCUCGUGACAUCGUAUCCAAAUGCAUCUGGUCCGUUCAAAUCCGUCGGCAAAUUUCUUGGCGUUCCUUUCGCCGCUCCACCUACCGGAGAGCUAAGGGUUAAAGCCCCAAAACCGUUGAACGCGUCAUUUAAUCCUCACCGAAUGUCUUUUUGGAAUGAUUACUACCCUAAAUUGGAGGAGGUGAAGUUCCAUGUCAAUAAAGAGGUGCCGUUAGAGGUGCUAAGGCUGUUGUUACCAUGGGAACUACUAUUCAAGUUUUAUUCGCUCUAACAGAAUUUUUGAUUUACUAAGACCUUACUUUCUAUUUUGUACCGCCAUUCAUUCAAGUCUAUUAUAAUAAGUUAAGAUUUCUAUUAUAAUAAGUUAAUUUUUGGUGGGAAGUACAGCAAAGGAAAAAAAGGGCAGUUUCAGGUUUUGUAUAAAAAAUUACAGCUAUUGAAUGAGGCGGAGAAUGAUAUGCGGAAUUACGCACUCACGGAUUGAAUAACUACUGAUUAUUGAAUUAAAAGCGGUACAGACAAAAAACUAUUGUUGCUACUGCAUAUAUGUUACUGUCGUAACCAUUCGUCAAUAGGAUGCUUAAUGCUCAAGCAAUUCCACAAAUUGGCUCAGGCUCCAUGAAACCUUAAGUUGUUUAUUUUACGUGUUUAAGUUUUGUAAGUCUUCAUUGCAUUUGGUUGAGCAUUUGAUUUCAAGGUUUGCAAUUUUAUUGAUAUCAGAUCGGAUUGCUCUGAAAGUACAGUUAAACAGUUAUGCCAUGCGUCUUCAAUGUCCACUUUUUUGGACUUUAUACAGGUCAUAAAUUCCUGGACUACAGUGGCCCUUUAUUUGAGCAAAUUAAGCGAGAACAUGUCUCUCUGACGCGCGUGUCACCCUCCUCAUCAGUUUUAUACCAUGGCGUCGUAAGUAUUCGUCCAUGAGUUCAGCAAUUAUGAUGUAAUUAUUCUGAAAAUGUGGUUGCCGUCUUAUUGAUGUACUUACAUGUAGAUUUCGUUACUUAGAUAUUUUAAAAUAUGACAUACAAAGUAUUUUUAAACCUAAAAUUGUUACACCCUCCCUCUACGGCCCUUUCUUGCCCCUAACUCGCUCAACUUCUCGUUUAAGCUCAGCACUUUUUAUCUUCCCUCAAUUUUAUUUACUUGAUUAAAAUUUACUUGCGUCAGGGUACGUAGCCAAUGAAAGCGUCCGUGGAAAUCAACCUUAAGGAAAAACAAUUGUUUUAUCCAUGCCACUUUAUGGGUCCUUAAAAGUUUUGCUGAGUAUACACGUUUUUUGGGACCCUAAAGACCCACUUCCGUCUUUUAAGUCGACGUGUGGGCCGAUAUUAGGUUUUAGUCUCAUGGCAUUUUGCUUUUAUUAAUUGCAUGAUGUGUCAUGAUAUAGUUUUCAAAAGACCUUUGUUUGUCAGUAUUAAAACCGCCAGCUCAGUGAAUAAUAUCCUUAAAAAAACGCAGAGAGCCAUGAACAAUACGAAGUUUCCUUUUGUUCUUUAAAUUGCAAAGUUAGCAAAUCUAAGGUGCUCCGGCUCGCUCACGCAGUAGGACUAAAGAAAUUCGACAAUUUAAGUUAUAUGUGUAUGGCCCAGAUCGAUCAUUCAGGGUGUAGAUGCGUGAACUGAUCCAGAUUUUUCUCAUAGUUUGCCUUUUAUUUUCUUGUUACCUUUUUAGAAAUAUAUUUUUAUCUACCAGAUUACAUAGUAAAUAAAACGCCAAUUAGCACAAUGAGGGGUGCUCAAAUUGUGUUCAUGUAAAAUAUCGGGACUCUUUCACCAUCACAUGUACAUGUAUCAAGUUUGAUUGACGUCAAGGAUUUAAAAAAAAUUCCAUAAAUAGACUCGCUGCGAGUUGAAAGGUAACUUAAACCUGUUGACUUGACCUUCAUUUGGCUAGCCAGAGUGUCAACAAGUCAAGCUCGGUUAGGUUGUUUCAUAUUAGUGAAAGGAGCAGCUCCACAAGAAGAAGUGUUCAAAGAUGCUGCUAGCAACGUUUUUUAUCUUUUGUGCAUGUUGGCUUCAUGUUCGAGCAGAAAUAGUGUCAACGAAGUAUGGAGAUAUCGAAGGACUCGUGACUUUGUAUCCAAAUGCCUCUGGUCCGUUCAAAUACGUCAGCAAAUUUCUUGGGGUUCCUUUCUCCGCUCCACCAACUGGAGAGCUAAGGUUUAAAGCCCCACAACCGCCAAAAGAGUGGAAACCGAAGGUUUAUUCGGCUAAAACCCAUGGGAGCGUCUGCUUACAGUUCAAACUUUCCGAAAACUUAAUCAAGCCUUUUACUUCAAAUUUCACUUUCAGCGAGGAUUGCUUAUAUCUUGAUAUCUACAGCCCGAACAUCAGCCUUAGUUUGCCAGUGAUGGUUUACAUUCACGGUGGAGGUUACGUUUUAGGAACAGCGAUCACUUCUCCCAGCGAUAUCUUGGCUCUCCAUGGGGUGGUGGUGGUCAUUAUCCAGUAUCGUCUAGGUCCCUUUGGUUUCUUGACGACGGGUGAUUCGGCGGCACCUGGUAACUAUGGAAUGUUGGAUCAAGUGGAAGCACUGAAGUGGAUCAAAGAAAACAUUGAGAAUUUUGGCGGGAAUCCGAGCAAAGUGACCAUAUUUGGAGAGAGCGCUGGAGGAUCUAGCGUGGGGCUCCAUCUUCUAUCGCCUCUAUCUCGUGAUCUCUUUCAUCAAGCCAUUCCAGAGAGCGGUGUAGAUUUAAGUUCCUUUGCGGUUCAGCCAACGUCUUUUGGUCUCCGUUUCACUAAAGAGCUUGCACAAAAACUGAAUUGUGGUUCCAGUGACCAUUAUGCAAUGGUUUCUUGUAUGCGCAGUAAAACAGCGUCCGACAUGCAAAAAGCCGCCGAGUCAAUCAAAUUUGGUUUCGUUAAUUAUCUUUACUGGGCACCAGUCGUAGAUAAAAAUUUUCUUCAUGAUACACCCCAAGUUUUGAGAAAAAAAGGAGAAUUUAAGCAAGUGCCGCUUAUCAUCACCUUCACAAGUCACGAGGGGUCGACUUUUCUUAGAGACAUGGUCAACAAUUCUCUAGGGCUGAUGCAGAGCGUGGACAAUGGAGUCAGUCCGACUUUGUUCAAAUCAUUUCUUAUCAAGUUUGCUCAAGUUCAAAACAGUAGGUAAGAUCAGUGAAAAUUAAAUAUUUGCUCAGUAGUUUUUAAAGUACAGCAGAACCCCGAUGGCUCGAACUCGGAUAACUCGAAUUCGCCGCUAACUCGAACUAAAACUCUUUUCCCCUGAUCAAAAAAAGUCAGUGAAAUUUACCCCGAUAACUCGAAUUCUGGUUCUUUUAACUACACUCUGAUGCCAUCCCAUUAACUCUUCUUGUUGUAAAGGGUCUGAAAACACUAAAACUAAGACUGGUCACUAUUGAAGGCAAUUUGAUUUAAAUUGGGGAAACGAACAGAUCACGUUUUAUCAAAAAAGUGCCUAAUCAUGUUACCGUUUCUGAUGAAAUAAGUGUACCUUACACUGAAGUAUGGCAUAUUGAAUUUUUCAAUCGACCGCGAUAACUUGAACUCUCGCUAAUUCGAACUGUUUUUCCUUUCCCUUCUGAGUUCGAGUUACUGGGGUUCUACUGUAGAUGUAGUCACACUUUUGGAAUUUAUUGACUUGCUCAUAAACGUGGAUUCUCAGCACAAUAGCACUGAACCCGGCGUUUUAGACCCUCGCGUGGCUCCACAGGGACUUCGCUUCUACAUUAGGCUGCUGCAUGCAGGACAAUUAAGCCUCUUGGAGCCCACAGAUACACGGUUGAAGCAGGGGCGUCCUACCUUAAAGACAGAGGUUUCGAUAGUUUUGCAGACAACGUUGUAAAACUAUCAGUCAAUGAAACAAAAUGGACUGGCUCGUUAGCAUUCUUUUUCUUGAGAUUUAAUUUUGAAUUGACUAUUUGAUUUCGGCUGAAAAAUAAUGGAGAUGUUGGGGGUGAAGACGCACGUCAUAAUCCGGGGGGGGGGGGGGGGCAAUAUUUGGGUAUAGAUGAGCCGCUGAGGGUUUGAAACCCUGGCCCCGUUUAGUACAACAAAAUUCUAAAAUACAUACCCUGUCAGGUGCCGACGUUUAGGACACAGGAAAAAAUGCACGCCGUCUUGUUUUUAAGCCAUUUAUUAGCAAUUUCAAUAGAGAAAAUUCACGUUAUAGUCAUUGCUUCUGUAUACUUGGAGGGGAAGCAUAUUUUAUCCUGUUUACAAUUAGGAUAGGCUCGCAUGAAAUUAUAUACCCUGUUAAGGACAGAGCGGUCAAAAACCACACCCUGUCCAGAGGCAAAUCCCCGUAUAGGUCAUAUAAGCAAGUACCCCAGCGGGGUCAUAACAGGCCACCGAUCAUGUUUCUCUCUUGUGUUACAUUAACAUUUAUUUGCAAGCAGUGUUUUACUUUCGCCUUCAAGAUAAAACCAGUGAGGCAAGUACCUCGGAUUGCUUCAUACUGGGCACGGCUCUGGUCUGUGGAAAAAUUAUUAAAUAUCUGUCACUUUUUUUAGGAAGAAGAAUGCUGAUCUUCUCGCCGAUGCCUUGGAGUUCAUGUACACCCCUUGGCCUGACAACAGUAACACAUACGCAUUAAGAAGUGGACUUGUUGAUGUUAUUGGAGAUAACCUUUUCGUUGCCCCCAGUCACAAGGUCGCUGAUGUUCACAGUCAGGUCGCUCCUGUUUAUAUGUAUGAAUUUGCUCAUCGGGCAAAGUCAAGUUUGGUGGCACGUGCAGAGUGGAUGGGCGUUGUUCAUGGCGAAAACAUUCCCUUUGAUUUCGGUGUUCCUUUGCUUCCCAAAUUUUCGCCACAUUAUAGUCAGGCUGACAGAAAUGUCAGUCUGUUUAUCAUGACCAUGUAUGCAAACUUCGCCCGGUCUGGCGAUCCUUCAGUCAACGGUGUCGCGUGGGAGAAAUACAACUCGAGUCACAGAGCUUACCUAAAAGUGGACACAAGUCCCAAACUGAAGACGUCAUAUAAUUCUCGCCGAAUGUCUUUUUGGAAUAAUUACUAUCCUAAAUUGGAGCAGGUGAAGUUCGAUGUCAAUAAGGAGGUGGUCAGCGGUGCAAAGGAUGUUGUUACCAUGGGAACUGCUCUUCAAGUUGUAUUUGCUUUAAUAGUAUACUUGAUUUACUAA